This is a messenger RNA of Drosophila willistoni, 2266 nucleotides long. RefSeq names its product protein rolling stone. Lineage: Eukaryota; Metazoa; Arthropoda; Insecta; Diptera; Drosophilidae. Gene Ontology annotation, cellular component: membrane. The record is from RefSeq and is a predicted model, not a curated record. The transcript has 4 exons. Bases 91 to 897 code for a protein of 268 amino acids.
AAAUACUCAGGGUUUGCCUUACAAAUUAAGUCACAUUUUUAAAAAAAAACUCAAACUUUUUUGAACCUAAUAAUUUCCCCCAAAUUAUCAAUGAAUACGGAGACGAAUGACUCGACCGAGUUUCGUCAAAAACCGGAUAAACUAAAGCAUGAGUUCCAUAGACAUAAAUUUCGUUUGCAUCAUCAUGCUUAUGAGGAUUUCCAUAGAUCACAAUGGCAAACAAAGCCAACUUCCUGGGCCUUUCUCAUCUAUCGAUGGCUGCUAGCAAUAUUUUUUAAUGUUGGUGUGGCCACCUGUAUCUAUUUUUAUUUCCUUGGCGGACGCUGGUUCAUCUAUCUGACCAAUUGGGGCUUUAUGUUGUGUGGCAUAACUAGCACAACUGGAGCUAUAUGCCUAAGCAUAUAUCAUAAACAUCCUGAAGGGAUGGUUCAGCGUGUUUGUAUUAUUAAAUGCUAUUGGGCUUGCUAUUGGACUAACUUGAUUAUAGCUUAUGUAAUCGGCAUUGUCUACUGGGGUGCCAUUCACUUUAAGAAAGGGGAAGACGAUGAUCGGGGAGACGUUUCAACUGUCUACAAUCUAUGGACACAUGCUAUGCCAUCUUUGCUGUUUACAGUGGAUCACAUGAUAGUGGCUCAACCUUCACGCAUCUUGCAUUUCAUUUAUCCAUUUUUCUUUGGUCUAAUCUAUGGAAUUUUCACUAUUAUUUACUAUCUUCUAGGCGGCUUGGAUGUUCGUGAUCGAACCUAUAUUUAUUCAAUGUUGAAUCAUGCCAUACCACAUCAGUCUUUGGGAACAAUGGCUCUAAUCACCUUACUCAUAAUUGCCUGUUCAACUUUUCACUAUGGUCUAUAUCGCUUGAGAGUUUUCAUAGCAGGCAAACUGAAAAAACUUCAGUGAGGAGGAAAGACUCCAACUCCAGCCCCAUUCAACUAAUUGCAUUAAAGUGAUGCGUGCUAAAACUUGUAAAAAAAAACUACAACUAAAAUGAAACAAAAGAAUGACAAAAAAAUGGGAAAGCAUUUUGCUUAUGUAUCUGUGUCCCUUCUGAUAUGUCACCCUGUCCCUUGUUUGUUGUUUACGCUGCUCGAACGUGUCUGGAAAACCAAAUGCCAAGCAUCCUGGCUCCCAAUUCCCAUACCCAUCCACAAUUCAGUUUGCUUUUUUAAUGCAAAAGCGUGUAAGAUACACACACAGGAAAAAAAAGGAAACAGAACAAAUUGUUAUGAUAGAGUUUUUGUCUGCCCCAUUUGUUCUAUCCAUUCGCUUGACUCGAUUGCAAUGGUACUUUAGUUUUGUGGUCCUUUAAGUAGUUGAACUAAUUGUCAUCUCUUAAUCGUAUUCCAGGAGUUUGAAGUCAGUCAUUACUCAAAUAAACAAUUGCCCAAAGUUUGUUCACUUUGCUUGGUUCACGCGCAAAAGUUAAUCAUACGCUGCUUAAAAUUACAAAUCACCGCAAUCAGCAAAGACAUGGACAGGACAUAAGAGACAAGCUGGAAAUGCGCCGUGGCGCCGCAAUGAAGAUAAUGAUGAUGUUGCUGCAAGGAUAAUAAGAGACGGCCUGCUGAGACGCGGGGUUUCCCUUUUUGUUUUUUUUGUUGGCUUCUUUCUCUGGGUCUCUUCCUUCUCUUAAGUGUUUUAAACUGCGACCAUUUAACGGUAAUUAUUGCAACACUGUGGCACAUUUUAAGUGCUCUUACACCGAACUGCCGUUGGCUUGAUGCUGCUGCUUGAUGAUGGCCACCAUCAACGAACACCUGGCUGCAUAAAUUUCCGGCUCAGCGUUUUACUUAAUCCCGUCUAUUUUGCGAAAGGAUUAUCAAGGCAACUUUUUAAUUCGCUGGCCUCCCAAGUAGCCGACAUCAUCCACAUCCACAUCCACGUAAUGUCAGCAGUUUUCCUGUGGUAGCCUCUUAAUGGUCCAACCCUUCCCCUUCCCAACAGCCUUGCCAACUAUGUACCUGAAGUAAAAAUUUUCACCACGCCUCUUGAAAUCACCUUGCCAUCAUUUCAUUUUUUAAUGCCCAUUGAUGGCCAUUUGAUGCGUAGCCAAGUGAGCGCCCUGUCGACUGACUUGGCAAUGGUAAAACUUUUCCAAAACGACAGCGAAGAUAAUAAUUUGAAAUGAUGGAUUAAAAUAAGCGUUAAAUUGAGGUAAAUUACAAGCAGUUCUAGUCAAUAAGGAUGGUUUUGAAUGUCCAUUUGAAGUAAACUUUACUUGUGACUCGAAAGACUUGAAGAAGAAUAAAAACUUUUGUUUGAAAUAUAA